AUGCAGGAUGGGAGCUACCCGUCGCCGUUCAAAAUACUGGCGAAGUACGGACCACAGUGCUUGUCUGACAUGGAGGUCAUUCGACCCUUUCCUCUAGAUCCGUGGCAACGGUCUCUUAGGGAGUUGAUAGCCACCGUCGGAUCCGAUAUGCACGAGUUGCACGAGGCCGGUCACGCCCGUCUCUGGUUGCUCACCAGUGUCAGCGUCCGCAAUGGACUGGUUGGAACAGGGCUGGUUGUUCGCGUUAAUCAAGUCGACAUCGUCUCGUCAAAACGGACGGUCGGCAAUGACGACGCGCUCAAUGCUCACUACGCACAGCUGGGGGUAGUGUUCGAGGCUGUCGCGUAUGUUGAAACGAUGCUCCAUCGUAUUCAGAUGUCACCGUGGAAAGUACAGGUCACGAUCGUUGUGAACAACUCUGCCGUCCUGCUGUCGCUCGCAAAGCCACAUCUCCAAGGCGGACAGGCUCUCAUCACUCAGAUCACGGAAGGAAUUACUCGGCUGGCGGAGAUGGGUGCCAAAGUCUACCUGCGGCCACCAACAGAAGCAGACAGCGAGAAUACCCGAAGUGAAUCCCCCGACUUGGGCCCAGGUCCAGCUCCGGGCGUCGGCGUUGCGAUGGGCUCGGGCGAAUGCUAA
This is a messenger RNA of Penicillium subrubescens, 639 nucleotides long. RefSeq lists its product as uncharacterized. NCBI's taxonomy places the organism in Eukaryota, Fungi, Ascomycota, Eurotiomycetes, Eurotiales, Aspergillaceae. The transcript has 2 exons. The record is from RefSeq and is a predicted model, not a curated record. The coding region runs from base 1 to 639 and encodes 212 amino acids.